AUGUGGCGGCGAACAUACCUCUUUUUGGUUCUGGUUCGGCUGUGGUUCGCGCUGUCGCCGAGCUACCUACACCCCGACGAGAACUUCCAAGGGCCUGAGGUCAUUGCUGGGGAGAUCUUCAGCUACCCAGUGCGGCGCACCUGGGAGUUUACGAGCGACAACCCGAUUCGAAGCGUAUUCCCACUAUGGCCUGUUUACGGUCUGCCGAUGCUCCUGCUGCGAUGGCUGUGGAUAGGGAAUGGCAACGAUGGCGAGAUUACCCCCAUCGCGGUCUUCUGGACGCUGCGGGUGCUCAUGUUUAUCGUUGGUUUCGUGUUGGAAGACUGGGCGAUUCACGAACUCAUACCAUCGCAACGGCAUCGGCGCCUCGCCGUUCUUCUCGUCGCCUCUUCCUAUGUCACAUGGACUUACCAAACGCAUACCUUCUCGAACUCAAUAGAGACGCUGGCAGUGGCCUGGAGCUUGGUGCUUAUUGAGCGGAUUCUUGAUAGUCCGCAGCGCGGCUCAGUUCUUGCUUCGACGGUUUUAGGGGUUGUUGCCGUUUUUGGGGCGUUCAACAGGAUAACAUUUCCUGCUUUCCUGUUGAUUCCGGGCCUUCGGCUCCUGCCUUAUUACUGGAAAAAUCCCCUAUCUUUCACAGCGAUUCUGAUGGCCGGUCUUGGUACAACUGCGGUUGCGAUUUCUCUCGACACAGCCUUCUACACACCACACUCGAUUUCUUGGUCCGACCUCCUUAGAAGGCCCGUCCUGACGCCUCUCAACAAUCUUCUAUAUAACAUUUCGCCCACGAAUCUGGCAAAACAUGGGUUGCACCCAUGGUAUCAGCACCUUUUGGUAAAUUUGCCGCAGCUGAUUGGACCUGGCAUGCUUCUGCUCUUCAUGCGGCCUAAACGCUCUUUGCGCCUUUACUCUGCCAUUUCGGGCAUCGUCGUUCUUUCGUUUUCGCAGCACCAGGAAGCCCGGUUCCUGCUCCCGACCGUCCCGCUGAUUCUGUCCUCCGUCCGGCUCCCAAGAAAUGAGAAGCUGCUCCGGGGUUGGGCGGUCUCGUGGGUGAUCUUCAACCUCAUUUUUGGAAUCCUCAUGGGGGUUUACCAUCAAGGAGGAAUCGUCCCGGCUCAAGUCUUCAUGAGUAAGCAGCCGGAUGCGACUCAGGCCAUCUGGUGGAAGACGUACAUGCCGCCAAUAUGGCUGCUGAAUGGAAAGAAUGAGGUCCUGCACACGCGGGAUGUCAUGGGGAUGAAGGGGGGAAAUCUCCUCGAGGAACUCGAGAAGAUCGCAACUUGCGAUACACCAGCAGACAGGAGAAGCAUGGAGUAUCUGAAGGAGAAGAACGGCACAUAUCUGGUGGCGCCGCUAUCAGCGACAUGGCUGGAUCCGUAUCUCUCGAAUAAAGGGCUGGAGGGGUUGAGGUUCCGCGAGGUCUGGCGUUAUCAGCAGCACUUGAACCUCGAUGAUUUGGAUUUUGCAGAGGACGGCGUUUGGGAUACCCUUUCUAGAGUCAUUGGGCGGCGAGGACUGGCGAUUUGGAGAGUAACAAAAAGCUGCCCUGGGGUCAAAGGAAGAUAG
This is a messenger RNA of Parathielavia appendiculata, 1566 nucleotides long. RefSeq names its product glycosyltransferase family 22 protein. The transcript has 4 exons. Gene Ontology annotation, molecular function: alpha-1,2-mannosyltransferase activity. Lineage: Eukaryota; Fungi; Ascomycota; Sordariomycetes; Sordariales; Chaetomiaceae. The record is from RefSeq and is a predicted model, not a curated record. Gene Ontology annotation, biological process: GPI anchor biosynthetic process. Bases 1 to 1566 code for a protein of 521 amino acids. Gene Ontology annotation, cellular component: endoplasmic reticulum membrane.